GUUUGCAACCCUUUUGUGAGAGAUCUCCCAUGAUACGGCACAAAUGGGGAAAUGGUCGUCCCUAAGACGCAUCGACACAGCACACUCCUCGCCGUCUCUCUCAGUCGUGCUCGCUUAGCUUGCUGCUGCCGCUGGACUGGAACAUGGGAAUGAAUUCCAUCGAUACUAACGAGGCGACGCCGCCGCCUCCCGCAAUAAAGCACCCGCACCUCCGCUCCCACCCAUUCCUCUCUCUCUCGGCCCUUGAACUCAUCGCUACUAGCUGGUAGUGUGAUUCUUCUCGCUCUCUCCGCUGAUCUCCCUUUCCGGUAGACCCCGCGUGCGCCCUUCUUGCAGCCAUGGCUGCUCCCAUCGCCGCCGCCGCCGCAAGAUCGGCCGUCCUCGCCUGCUCCCCUGCCCGCUGGGUCCAGGGAAUGGAUGCAGUGUCGUUUCGAGUAUCAGCAUCUUUCUCCGGGCAAAGAGCAAGCUUUCUAUCACUUCGAUUGCAGCGGAUUCCAAAGCGCUUUCAGGCGCCAUGCUCGGCAAAACAUGAAACUAUUGAUAAAGUUUGCAAAAUAGUGAAGAAUCAGUUAGCGUUAGCUGAAGACACCACUAUAACAGGAGAGACAAAGUUUGGAGACCUUGGGGCUGAUUCACUUGACACGGUUGAAAUUGUGAUGAGUCUUGAGGAGGCAUUCCAAAUCACCGUGGACGAAUCAAGCGCUCAAGGGAUCCAGACCGUGGAGGAUGCCGCCGCUCUUAUCGAUAAGCUUGUGGCAGAUAAGGAUGCUUAAAACUACGUCAAGGUUUCCUGUAUGAUCAGUUCUGCGGGCACCGAGUUCACCUACAUUGGUUCUGGAUGGUGGUUGAGGGGCCAUGGUUCCCUGCAAUUAGUCAGAAUUCUCUUAUGCGUGCCUUUUGGGAUUAAAAUAAAAGAGGGAAAUAGUCCUUUUUUCCCCA
This is a messenger RNA of Phragmites australis (common reed), 939 nucleotides long. RefSeq names its product acyl carrier protein 2, chloroplastic-like. The transcript is spliced from 4 exons. The record is from RefSeq and is a predicted model, not a curated record. Bases 339 to 773 code for a protein of 144 amino acids. Gene Ontology annotation, molecular function: acyl carrier activity. Gene Ontology annotation, biological process: fatty acid biosynthetic process. NCBI's taxonomy places the organism in Eukaryota, Viridiplantae, Streptophyta, Magnoliopsida, Poales, Poaceae.